AUGGGCUAUGAUCAGUUAUUUGAAAAAUACUCGUUUUUCUUUCAAUUGGAAAAAUUGAACAGCGUAGAAAUCAGAGAACAGGCAAAAUGUCUUCAAGAUAUAUAUGCAGAUGAUUUAGGAAGUUCUUUUCCCAAUGAAUGUGUUCACUUUAAGUCACAUAUAAAGAACCUCAAAGUUGAUGAAAGACCUAAAAAUAUUCAGCAAAUGCUUAUAUUUAUCAAAAAUAAUGAUUUUUUUGAAAUGUAUCCUUACAUUGUUAUUGCGUUAAGAAUGUUAUUAUGUACACCAUGUAGUAACUGUUCCACUGAACGGUCUUUUUCAGCUUUAAAAAGAGUAAAAUCAUACCUAAGAUCAAAUAUAAAAGAGGAAAGAUUAAAUGCGUUGGCAAUCCUAAAUAUUAAAAACGACAUUACAACAAAACUAAAUUAUAAUCAUGUUAUUAAUAAUUUUGCUACUAGACAAGCACGAAGAAGAUUUUAA
Messenger RNA from Macrosiphum euphorbiae (potato aphid), 480 nucleotides. The record is from the annotation of a GenBank genome assembly. NCBI's taxonomy places the organism in Eukaryota, Metazoa, Arthropoda, Insecta, Hemiptera, Aphididae.